AUUUGAUCCUCAUCAAACUCAGGCAGCAGCUGUUUCCUGUUCCACUGAUUAUUUCACAUGUUGCAGCUUUUGUGAGUCGAGCGUCACGUGGAACCAGAAGCUUCUCUUCUUCUGUUUGUCUAAAGGAAAACUGACUGUAAAAAACAAAACUUGAUUUCCGGAAGCUGUCGUCGUCUUCCCUCUGAAGAGUUUUAUUCUAACAGGUUGAGCAGGAACGUGAUUCCGAAAAUGGAGGAUGGAAACAAACAGCCGCACACAUUUGGGAGUGGACAACAGAGAACUAACCACCCCAGACCUUUUUUCUACGUCCAGCCUCCAUCUCAACCUUAUUACCUCUACCAGCACUGGCAGCUGAACAACCCUUACAGUCACUAUGGUUUGCCUGGAGGUUUUAAUUUCAACCGUCCCUGCAUGCCACCCUACCAGUACAUGCAGUACCCUGGCUACGUUUUCCCUCAUGCUCCCAUGUAUCCGGUUGACAACAGGCGAAUGUUUGAGCCUCGGUUCCAUGCUCCCGCCUGGAACCAGCAGCAUCACUUGCAACCUCAUGGGCGUCGAGAAAUGGCCUGUUCAGAGGCCCAGACGGACCCCAGUGAUGCUAUAUCCAAGCUAAUCGAGUGCCUGGAUAAAAUUCGAGCCAACGAGCUGCAGGGCGCCGAGAGAGAACUUGACUCUGGUGUCGCCUCCCAGUCCUCAGGCAUGUUUUCUCCAGGAGAAGAGAGGAAGAGUGAAGGGCAGGGUCACAUCCUGCCUUCAGUGCCGGAUGACAGUCCUGCCGUGGCCUUCAGUGACUCCACAACAGCCGUGUACGAUGCAGAGUCCAGCCACAGGAGCCUGGACGUCAUGAGCCCUCAGGAAUGCUGGUCAGGAGCCUUGGAGGAAGAGCUUCCCCUCGAUAGCUCCUCUGUUCAUGAAGACUGCCCAGAGCUCGAGCAGCUGGCAGAGGAUCAACACUUUCCCCCUCUGGAGAACGAAAAGGUCACAGAUAUCCGGUCAGAUGUCUUAGAGACUGAUCCCAGCGUUCCCAAAUGUGAGGUGGAAGAGCUCCUGAAGUCGUCACUGGCACCUUCCUUCUCCAGUCAGCUAGUCCUAAAGGAACCUAAGAGCAGUGACACCGCCUUGAAGUCAGAACAUCAGGCAGCGUCUCCGGAUGAAGCCAGAUCAGAUGCAAGCUACCAGAUCCUCAAGUUGCCCUUUGAGAGCAUUUUGACGCCUGGAGCUGCAGGAGCCGGUCGCCUCUCCUCCCCUGCAGCCCCCUACUUCUACAACUACCUCUCCAUGCAGACCACGCACGAGCGGAUGAGCGUCCUCAGUCCGUCUCUGGAUGAGCUUUCCUCCAGGGAUGAGAUGUUCUCCACAGAUCUGGACGACGUGGAGCUUUUCCCCAAACACGUGUAUACAGGCCAGAAGCUGGCAGAGGUCGUUGGUGCGUCGCCUCAGGCUGCCGAAGAAGUAGAAGAAGUGUGGCUGCCGGGUUCCAAGAGGUUCAUGUGCGCCUGCUGUGGGAAGAACCUGGCAAAGGGUGCAGGUAGGACCAAAGCCCAAAGCUCCACUGUGUACAGAGACGAAGCCGGGGACUCUGAGGAGGAAGGCAGGUAUAGAAGAGGGUGUGAGCAGCCGGUCAGGGUGGUGGUGAGGAAGCAUUCUGCACCCAGGAAGCCUCAGUCUGUCCCACUGAGACAUCCAGUAAGACCCUGGUAUAAAAGAAACCAGUACAAAGACCCCUCGCAUCCAUUCGACCAGGAGGGAGGUCACGACCUCUGCAAGCAGGAAGCAGCUGAGGGUGAGAUCGGAGCCGUGACUGGCGGCGAGCUGCAGUUCAGAACAUGUGAGGACCGAGUCUGCAGAGACGAUCUGACCACUGCAGAGAAAAGCCGGUGGGCCGACGGAGACGUGAUUCCCAGGAGGAGACAAGGAGCCGCUCUGCCCCGACAAGAGAUGAGUUCUCAGAGGAAAGUGAUGUACCAGCGGCCGAGAGACGACGACGACGCGCCGCCUCCGUUACACUGGGAGCGAGGCUCGACCAUGAGAGGAGAACCAAGGUGUUGACGUCCCUGGACCGACUUUUGAUCAACGUGUUGAACUGUCCCCCUGAAGGUGUUAAUGUUCCAGGAUAAUGUAAUGACUUAGAGCACCAGGUGAAAUGCACUGCACAGGAAGCCUCUUUUUGUUAAAUGUGAAAAUUAAAAAAAUAUAUAAGUAUAAAGUUUCUGCAGAGACACUGCCUUGCACUAUUCAUGAUAAAUGGAUUUCACGACCAGGCAAACGGGCUGAGAAUGAUGGUGUUGCCACUGUUUGGGGCCAGUCCAAUAAAGUACUGUCAUUAUUAUUUAA
Molecule: messenger RNA, 2334 nt
Organism: Paralichthys olivaceus (Japanese flounder)
Lineage: Eukaryota; Metazoa; Chordata; Actinopteri; Pleuronectiformes; Paralichthyidae
Gene: buc
Product: bucky ball
Source: RefSeq, a predicted model, not a curated record